AGCGAGAGGAUUCUCUGGGGGCCCAGGAGCACCUGGCGACAGCUAAGGCUCCCGCUUAGCCCUGCCUGAGGGAGAGGCCCCACACAGCCUGGUGAGGGGGAGGGGACCAGCCCCCUGUGUGGGGCCCCAAGAAUCCAAGCCUCAAGUACCACAUGGAGCCUCGUGGCGUAGGCCAGCUGGGGAGACCAGGCUGAGGCGCCAGGAAGGAGAAGAGGUGUGCAGAGCCCACACAUCAUGGCACAGGGCACGUGAGCGGCCUCCAAGCCUGGACCUUCACCUCACACCUCAGAUCUCAUCAGAUCGGCUGUGGGAGCCGGAGCAGCUGCUGCCGACCAGAGCUGGAGCCAUGAGCGGGUUUAAUUUUGGAGGCACUGGGGCCCCCACAGGCGGGUUCACCUUUGGCACCGCAAAGACAGCAACCAGCACCACGCCGGCGACGGGGUUCUCUUUCUCUACGUCUAGCACUGGCGGGUUUAAUUUUGGGACUCCCUCCCCAGCGGCCGCGAGCACCCCUUCCACCGGGCUGUUCUCUCUCACGACCCAAGCGCCAGCAGCACAGACCCCGGCGUUCAGUUUUGGCACCACGACUCCCGCUUCCGGAGGCACCGGCUUUUCCUUAGGUCUCAACGCCCCGAAGCUGAACUUGGGCAGCACGGCUGCCACCUCAGCCACAGCGAACCCCAGUGGCUUUGGGCUCGGCAGCAGCGCCCUCACCAGUGCCACGUCGGGCACCGUCACCUCCAGCCAGGGCACAGCUCCCACCGGCUUUGUGUUCGGCUCUGCCACCACGCCUGCGGCGCCGGCCACCACGUCCGGAGGGUUCUCCUUCACCGGGGGAAGCUCAUCCCAGACGGGGACGUCUGGCUUCAACAUCGGCUCCGUGGGGAGUUCGGCCGCCCAGCCCACGGCGCUGACCGGCUCUCCCUUCACCGCAGCCACGCCAGCGGCCACCGGGGCAGGGCCCAGCCAGCCGGCCGCGCCCACGCCCGCCGCCACCUCCAGCGCUGGGCCCACCCUCUUUGCCUCCAUAGCGGCGGCUCCCACCUCAUCCACCAGCACGGGGCUCUCCCUCGGUGCCCCAGCGACCACCGCCGCAGCGCCCGGGACUGGGACACUGGGCUUCACCUUGAAGGCCCCUGGAGCAGCUACUGGUGCCUCCACGGUGACAUCCGCUGCCGCCGCCACCACCACCACUGCCACCACCGGCUUCGCCUUGAAUCUAAAACCUCUGGCGCCGGCCGGGGUCCCCAGCAACACGACGGCCGCCGCGACCGCUCCGGCGGCCCCCAGUGCAGCGGCCGGGGCGGCCAGCAGCCCCGCGAUGACCUACGCGCAGCUGGAGAGCCUCAUCAACAAGUGGAGCCUGGAGCUGGAGGACCAGGAGCGGCACUUCCUGCAGCAGGCCACCCAGGUGAACGCCUGGGACCGCACGCUCGUGGAGAACGGCGAGCGCAUCACCAGCCUGCACCGCCAGGUGGAGAAGGUGAAGCUGGACCAGAAGCGGCUGGACCAGGAGCUCGACUUCAUCCUGUCGCAGCAGAAGGAGCUGGAGGACCUGCUGAGCCCGCUGGAGGGCUGGGUGAAGGAGCAGAGCGGGGCCGUGUGCCUGCAGCACGCCGACGAGGAGCGCGAGAAGACCUACAAGCUGGCCGAGAACAUCGACGCGCAGCUCAAGCGCAUGGCACAGGACCUCAAGGACAUCAUCGAGCACCUGAACACGUCCGGGGGCCCCGCCGACACCAGCGACCCCCUGCAGCAGAUCUGCAAGAUCCUCAACGCGCACAUGGACUCGCUGCAGUGGAUCGACCAGAACUCGGCGCUGCUGCAGAGGAAGGUGGAGGAGGUGACCAAGGUGUGCGAGGGGCGGCGCAAGGAGCAGGAGCGCAGCUUCCGCAUCACCUUCGACUGACGGCGCGGGGCGGGGCCGCGGCGGAGGAGCCCGCCCGGCGCUCUCUGGCGGCCGUGGCAUGCUGGUUUCUCUGACACGAUUGUGCUGUGGAGAGAAGUGUUCUGUGGUUUGACUUUGACCGCUAGCGAAUGCGUAGGAAGCCUCCCGAGCGCCAGUGGGCGGGCAGUGGCCGGUGGGCGGCUCCUGCGUCUGAGUCGUGUGUCUUUGGCCCCUUUCACCCACUGCCACCCACCUCGUCCUCCCCCGGCAGAGGCGCUGAUGGCUGGAGAGGCUGCCGCCCGGCCGCUCUGUCCAGCACACAGUGGAAGUGCCGAGGUGAACGGGCUGCCCUCAGCCCCGUGGUGGGGUUUAAGCUGUGUACUUGGGAAAGUUAACCGCCCAGGCACACUGCUCUUUGCAAGGAGAGAGAGGCUGCUCAGCUAAGGGUUUGGGAGCAGGCAAGAGCCAAGCCGGGUGGGCUUCCCUGUGCCCACUCCCCUUCCAGGUGGGCCCUCGGGCCUCCCCUCUUCCAGGGAACCGUCCCGCCUGGCCCCAUAGCACACUGAGCCUGUACCCAGGGAGACACUGGCUGUGUCGUGUUGUGCCGACUGUUGGCCCCCGUCUCACUGGUAGACUGAGCUCCUGUGGGCAGGGACUGACUGCUGUUCCCCUUUGUGUCCCCAGCACAAUCCCAGUCAACUUUGUUGAAUGAGCAAAGGAUGAAGAUGAAACCUGGCGUCACGCUGGUCCAGCACAUUGCCUACUGCAGCGGCCUCAGUUGCCAUGGUGGCCAUGCAGUGGCCCUGACCCCCUGAGGUCCCGCGUGCAGAGCCAGCUGCCGCCCAGGUGUCCUGUGUCUUUGUACUUUGCAUUCUCCACGAUACCCAUGGCUGUAUGUCGCUUUCCUGAAUAAAAAACCUGAAACACA
Molecule: messenger RNA, 2816 nt
Organism: Lepus europaeus (European hare)
Lineage: Eukaryota; Metazoa; Chordata; Mammalia; Lagomorpha; Leporidae
Gene: NUP62
Product: nucleoporin 62
Exons: 2
Coding region: 347-1909 (520 amino acids)
Biological process (GO): protein import into nucleus; RNA export from nucleus
Cellular component (GO): nuclear pore; nuclear pore central transport channel
Molecular function (GO): phospholipid binding; structural constituent of nuclear pore
Source: RefSeq, a predicted model, not a curated record